GAUUUUUAACGGCUCGUUCGAGCGUGAGUGCAGGAAGCGCGCGCUUUUUUGCAUUUCUAAUGUCAUUUUCACGCCGGAGAGCUCUCGGUUAGCGCUUCCCCACAAGAUGCCCGUUAUCUUACAGCUGUGCAAGCAGCUUCUGAAUGAACUCUGGGAAUUGUUACGUGAACGCGACUCAAAAAUUCAAUUCAUUUCGAAUCUCGAAGCGUUUAAAGGAGCGUCAAGUGCCUUCGAGCUUCCCCUGAUUUUGUGGAGAUUUGGAAACAGAGCUUGAGAAAAUCGGAAUGAAAAACAAGAACUAUAAAAAAAAUAUAAACUGCAUCAGAUCCUGAGUUCAUCCUUGGACACGUUUCUCACGAGUUACAACAGUGUAUUUUGGCCACAAGCUUCAGAAUUCUGAAAGUGAAUCUUGUAAAAAAAAAGUUUAUAAUAGUCCUGAGGGGUGCAGUUUCUGCUCAUAGCUUUAAUUAUGAUUUCAUUCAUACCCAGUUUAUACGAAUUAUUAUACACUAGCUGGACUGGAAUUAUUGAAAAUGUGGUACAGCGGUAACAUUUUUGUUCACCUCAUCUGAAAAACUUGCAGUAACGGUUCGGGGGAGGGGUCAAUUUAGCGCUUGUAUUUACGGUUUGGGGAAGGGGUCAAGUUAGCGCUUGUAGUUACGGUUCGGGGGAGGGGACGAGUUAAUGCUUGAAGUUACGGUACGGGGGAGGGGUUCGAGUUAGCGCUUGUAGCAUUUUCCAAAAACUUUAUUUUGUAGAAAAUCCUUACAAAUUAAUGAAAAGUUACAACCGGUCAUCAUUAACAUGCUUAGCACUCACACCAUUAAAUCAUUCUCGGACGUUCGCAUUUCUAGAAAUUUUGCUUGCUUUGCUAUAAUGGCAGUGCUUUAGCCGUGCCACGGCGGCACCGUUGCCUUUUCCUUUCUCUCUUUCUCAGUAAUCCCUCUCUCACUGAAAAGGCGGUAAUGGGUGAAAUUGUGCAGAACGUAGGGCCUCUGCAGCGAUUAUCCUGACUGAUAGCGGGAUGAUAUGUCGCCUGUCUGUGAAAGCUCAUUGACUCCGUCUCGCCCAGAUUUGACACGCCAUUUUGCCGUGAUCUGUGUCUUCAGAUUGAAAUCGACGCCGGAGAAUUUUUGUCUUUUUUUCCCCUUUCUUCUUCCCCUCGUCUCACCGUGCCAUGAGAACGGAUGAGAGUGACAGCACGAGCCAGAUGGAUGUUUUUUCUCAACGUCUCGCCCAUGUUCCUUGUUAUUCGAACACUAAUGACACUGACUGCAUCAACUAUGAAGAAGAAGUGGGUGAUAGCGAGCAGCCUGGUGUUGGCCGUGUCUCUGUUCUUGGUGUUGGUGAAUUACUCGGAGAAGCCGUACUUCCGGCUACAGCCGAUGCUGAGACAGAGUUUCAGCCCCCGAUGGAUGUCGUCACGGUUACACAAAGCGGCACGACCACAUCUGGGCUAUGUCAGCGUGCCCAAGAAGGAGCCGCUGAAGCUGAGCUGUAACGUGUGCAGCGUGGUGUCGAGCUCGGGGCAGGUGCUGGGUCGCGGUGCGGGCGCCGAGAUCGAUCGCGCCAGCUGCGUUUGGCGGAUGAACAACGCUCCGACGCAAAGGUACGAGAAGGAUGUGGGUAACCGCACAAACCUGCGCGUGGUCUCACACACCAGUGUGCCGCUCCUGCUGCACAAACCGCAGCACUUCUUCGGCCCGGCGUCCAACGGCACCGUGUACGUGGUGUGGGGGCCGCGGCGCAACAUGAGUCCGGACGGAAGCGGUGUCAUCUACAACAUGCUGCGGCACGUCGCCGCCGACUUCCCCAACGCUCGCAUCUACGUCACCACUGACAAGCGCAUGGACUACUGCGAUGACGUGUUCAAGAAUGAGACGGGCCGUGACAGGAUUACAUCGGGGUCAUACCUGAGCACCGGAUGGUUCACCCUCAUCUUAGCCAUGGACAUGUGCAAGGAGAUACACGUGUACGGUAUGAUCAACAACACCUACUGCAACCCCUUCAGAACCCGUGAAAUAUACGCUCGCCUUAACAAGACGCACCGAGACUGACUAAAAAGGAGGCUUGGAUGAUAUGAAACCCUGAUCUGAGAACAGUGUCAAAUACCAACCUGUAGGUUCACUUCACAUGAUGUUUACUUCAUAAUUGCGAUUUUUCAUAAAGUUACAUGACUAUACAUAAAGUAACAGUUUAUGCAGAUAAUAAAGCGACACUGAAUCAAUAUUUAUUCUCCAUAAAGCCGAUAUGAGCAGGGUUUAUUUUACGCUUCUUGCCCAUAGCGCUUUCCCCUGCUGACCGUUCUGGAGGAGUUAUUUUUCCUGCUCUUGCUUUCCUCCUGCUCCUACAUCUGUUUGCUGCCAUAAGCUGUAUGUGUAAUGCUAAAGUGUCUGACCUAGUUAUGUCUAGUGAUAUAAAAUCAAUCUUAUUUUACCGUCACGUUACUGCUGUCUUAACAAGCUGUCAUGCUUCACCCGACCCCGUUAGUCAGCAGCAUGGCUUCGUAAUUCCCAGUCCGGUUGUCUCGUUACUCUCUGCAGACUGCUCAGGGUCUGAAUAGCCUUAAAGAUGGUGUGCUUAGUAUAUUUGUAAUUAGCCAUCCAUUAUGCAUUUUCCACCUGCUCCAAAACAAUGAGCCAAUUUCAUUUUAUAGCUAAUCUCAUCUCGGCCACCAGUUAAAGCUGCAAAGCGGAGGAACAGGGAUCUUCUGUGGAGCCAUUUCCAAUUUCCAUAACGAGACAGUACCGGAGGAAGGCAUCUGUUUUAAAAUGUUCUGCUCGGCUGUAGUAGCAAUUGACCCUAAAUGGUUUCACUGUCAUUUAAAUCCAACAGGUGCUCUGGGGUGUUGCAGGGGAGUGAGAUUGAAAUCGUUUAUAACUUUGCAGGACCUGAGAAGAGAAGCAGAACGGAACAGACAGAGUAUACUGUAACGCUACAGGAGAGUUUCACGCUGAAUCUUUGUACUUUAACAGUAAAUAGUGUUCGAGCGCUAAAGAAUUGAUUUCCCUUUGACUCGGAUUUGAUUGGUCAGCCAAGGCUUGUUUAGUUUUGCAGUGGAGCUGUGAGGCUAAUGGAAAUCUGUCUGGAUGGAGACCCGUGGGACAUUUUGAGUUGAAACUAAAAAUAACAUUUUUGAGAUUUAGCUUGAGACAGAUUUCUCUUCCUUGAUGGCCACAGGAUGGCUACAAUCUAAGUGUUCUUCAAGGGUUCUUGGGAUAUUUUAGCAUUCUUAAAGGGAAAGUCUCACAUCUCACAGCUCGAUCCUUGGAUCCUGUCUGUCUGGAUUUUCGUAUUUUCUCCGCUCUUGUCCAUGUGGGUUUCCUUUGGGUUCUCUGGUUUCCUCCCAAACACAUUCUGAUACAUGGACUGGCAAAUCUAAAUUGCCCCUUGGUGUGAAUGAGCGUGCGAUGGUCUUGCGUCCGGUACAGGGUUGUGUGCAUGCCUUGCAACAAGCAUUCCCCAGGUCCAGCGUGACCCUGACCACGAUAAAGCGCUCACUGAAGAUGAAAGAUGAAUCAAUCAGGGUUCCAUUGGAAACAUUCACUACUGGAGAGAACCUACUUCUACCUCCUUCUACUUUUUAUACCUAAGAGUGACGUCUUAGCAUUGCUUUGGUUCCCUUAAAGGUUUAUCACGUCAUGCGUGACAUAACAUAAGAACAAUCACAAUCUAAUCCACUUUUCUAUUUCCGUUCUUGCUCUCAGAUCUGAAGGCUACAGGAAGGUGCCGUAUCACUACUACGAAGCCGGAAACCGCGACGAGUGUGCCGAGUAUGUCCUGCACGAGAAUGCCCCUUAUGGCGGCCACCGCUUCAUAACAGAGA
Ictalurus furcatus (blue catfish) is the source of this 3826-nucleotide messenger RNA. RefSeq names its product ST6 (alpha-N-acetyl-neuraminyl-2,3-beta-galactosyl-1,3)-N-acetylgalactosaminide alpha-2,6-sialyltransferase 3 (gene st6galnac3). Gene Ontology annotation, biological process: ganglioside biosynthetic process; oligosaccharide metabolic process. Gene Ontology annotation, molecular function: alpha-N-acetylgalactosaminide alpha-2,6-sialyltransferase activity. The transcript is spliced from 5 exons. The coding region runs from base 1188 to 2057 and encodes 289 amino acids. Lineage: Eukaryota; Metazoa; Chordata; Actinopteri; Siluriformes; Ictaluridae. The record is from RefSeq and is a predicted model, not a curated record.